AUGGAGUUGAUCAAAUGGGUAGAGAGUUUUGAAGGAAGCGUUUUUGACAAAAGAGUCGAAAUUCAAGAAACCAAGUUUGGAAAAGGACUCGUCGCUGUGGAAGAUUUGCCAGCCGGAAUCACGCUGCUCCAAGUGCCCAAAGAUGCGAUUCUAACUGUAUCGCAUGCAGUAAAAGACGAAAAAUUAGUUCAAGCGCUUGAAAAAUCGGAUCUUGUUUUCAACGGCUGCGAAAUCUUGGCGAUCUAUUAUCACAUCAACGCUGAAGAUCCAAAUGACAAGUUCCAUUUGUAUUUCUCCGGUUUGCCGAAAGAAUUCUCCUCUCCGAUUCUUUGGACGCCAGAAGAAGUGGCAAAAUUACCAUUUGGUCUUUCGAACAGCAUCAAAAUAGUCCAGAGUAGGAUAAAUAAAAUAGCCGCGGCGCUAAAUUUCGACGAAAAGAAAUUCGCGAAACAUUUUUGCGCGAUGUUCACGAGGGCGUUUUCGUCGAAGAUCUCGGCUCCAGAAACGAGUGAUUCUUUACCCACGUGGUUCUCAAUGACCGGGGGUGAAACUGCUAUGGUUUGUCCUUUGGUCGACUUUGCUAAUCAUGGCUCUACUCGGAACAGAGACGCUAUUGUCUGGAAUGAACCCAAGUCGGGAAUGGACUACGAGAAGAGCGCGACAUAUUUGAAAACAAAGAAUGCCAUUCCGAAAGGCUCCGAAUUAUGCAUUUCAUAUGGAUUGACAAAAGGAGAUGAUGAGCUAUUCAUGGCGCAUGGAUUCUGCGAACGUCCUGGCUAA
This is a messenger RNA of Oikopleura dioica, 780 nucleotides long. The record is from the annotation of a GenBank genome assembly. NCBI's taxonomy places the organism in Eukaryota, Metazoa, Chordata, Appendicularia, Copelata, Oikopleuridae.